AAGUAGUACCCAGAAAAAAUGAAAAGGACAAUCUCACAUGACCCAAAAUUAACCGCAUCCUCCAUUCCCCCCGCUACGUACAAACUUUCUCUUUCCACUACUCUUGAAACAAUAAGCAAAAUGGAGGAAAUAAUGAGGGUUCACGGUUUCUUGGUCAAAGAAGAAGGCACCGACCCUUGUUCUGUCUACUCAUCAUCAUAUCUGGGAGGACAUUAAUCUUUACAUCAAGAAACAAGUUUUUGCAGGUGAGCUUCUAAAAAUACCUAUUUCCACCAAUUGUAAUUUUGUUUGCUCUAGGGUUAAUUAAAAUCAUGGAGUUUGUGCGGGAACAAAAAGGGUUUUCUGACAAACAAGAAGAAGAAGAAGAAGAAGAAGAAGAAGAAGAUCAUCAGCUCCAUCUUCUUCCUUGCUCUUAUUCUUCUUCUUCUUCCGAUAAGUACUCCCAAGGCUUUCUUCCUCCCACCCAGAUGUUGUUCAGAUCCCAUGAUCAAGCAGCUGCACCAGCAGAAGCUCUCGAUUUCAACGGCAACCUACAGCUCAUGGAUUUCUCGCUACCAAAUAUUAAUGCUUAUAAUUAUGAUGAAGCUGGCGGCGCUGCUGUGGUUGUUGAUCAGAGAGAGCAUAUGUUUGAUAAGGUUGUGACUCCGAGUGAUGUAGGGAAGCUCAACCGCCUCGUCAUCCCGAAGCAGCACGCUGAGAAGUACUUCCCCCUUGCCUCCUCCAGCUCCUCCUCCUCGUCGGCCGCGGCCACCGAGAAUGGGCUGCUGCUGACCUUCGAAGAUCGCAAUGGCAAGUCAUGGCGGUUCAGAUACUCUUACUGGAACAGCAGCCAGAGCUAUGUGAUGACCAAAGGGUGGAGCCGCUUCGUCAAGGAGAAGAAGCUCGACGCCGGCGACAUCGUCUCGUUUGAGCGCGGCGUCGGGGAGUUCGGUAAAAACCGUUUGUACAUCGACUGGAGGCGCCGGCCAAUCGAUGCACUGAAUCCCAUAUUGAAGCUGCCAAAUCAGCCACCGUUUCCUCGAUGGGCUACCAGACUCUAUUCCCUGCCCCCCUCUUCUGUGUCGAUGUCUGUGUCGGUGCCACGACACCACCCCCAUCAUCCUAAUUAUCAUCAUCCUUAUUAUCAUCAUCAUCCAACGGCCCCACAUGAUCGAAUUGUAGCAGUUCCACAAUUAGCCCAUCAAGAUGAUCAUGACCACCAUGUUCCCGCCGUCCACCGUGGCAAAACGGUUGCCAAACGCCUCAGGCUAUUCGGUGUAAACAUGGAAUGUAGCAUACCAGAAGAGCCAGAUGUCAAAACGGCACCGCUCUCGCCUUAUUUCCCUCCUCCCCAAUUAAGGCUACGCAACAACAACAACACCGCCGCCACCGCACUGCCGACAAUUCCAACCGACUUUUCAAAGAAAGGAAAAAGUUCAUUUGACUUUCCCUGAUCAGUGCAAUAUUCAGAGAGAAAGAAAGAAGGAACACAGUGAAUCACGAGGCUUGCAUUUCUCGACCCAUGUAAUUUGCUUGGAGAUCAUUGAAUCUAGAAAAAACAAAAAAGAAGGAUUAAUUGAAAGAGAUUGGAGAUAAUCAUCUGAAGCUUCCAUUUUUCAGCUGUAAAGUUGAAAUCUUUCAAUUGGGUAUUAUACAAAAUACAAAAAUAUCAAUCCAAUUAAGCAUCUUCCUAUAUAUAUUUGUUAGGGUUAUAUAUAUAUAUAUAUAUAACCAGUGUCUCUCUUUUUCUCUUUGUUGUUUGUAUAAUACUAUUCCUGGUUUAAUGCUCUUGCUGUUGCCGCUGCUGCUUAGUUAGGCACGCUUUGCAGUGAUGCGCCGAAAGUCGUUGCAGCAGUACUGUAGAAAGAUAGCUGCAUUGUUAUAUAUCUAGCUAGCUUGGGGGACGUCUAUAUAUAUGGGCACAAAAGAUCCUUCAUAUUGAAAUAAAAGUGUGGAUUUUCCUCAAAUAAUGUAAGGCUCGUAUCCUGAGACUUCAGUACUGGUACUCUAUCUAUUAGAAUUUGGCAAGAGUUUAUUAUAUAUCUUUCAAAAUCCAA
This is a messenger RNA of Corylus avellana, 2036 nucleotides long. RefSeq names its product B3 domain-containing protein Os03g0120900. The record is from RefSeq and is a predicted model, not a curated record. Gene Ontology annotation, molecular function: DNA-binding transcription factor activity; DNA binding. Lineage: Eukaryota; Viridiplantae; Streptophyta; Magnoliopsida; Fagales; Betulaceae.